Hippocampus comes (tiger tail seahorse) is the source of this 1597-nucleotide messenger RNA. RefSeq names its product fragile X mental retardation syndrome-related protein 1-like. The transcript has 10 exons. Gene Ontology annotation, cellular component: nucleus; cytoplasmic stress granule; neuron projection. The record is from RefSeq and is a predicted model, not a curated record. The coding region runs from base 752 to 1597 and encodes 281 amino acids. Gene Ontology annotation, biological process: regulation of translation at presynapse, modulating synaptic transmission; animal organ development; positive regulation of long-term neuronal synaptic plasticity. Lineage: Eukaryota; Metazoa; Chordata; Actinopteri; Syngnathiformes; Syngnathidae. Gene Ontology annotation, molecular function: translation regulator activity; mRNA 3'-UTR binding.
GGGCCACAACACGCGAGCACUUUCCGGCGUGUGUGCAGCCACGCUCGCUCGAUCGCUAAGUCGUCUCGGCCUGUAUCGCGCAUGCUGAAGGGGGCUGACUUCCCGAGCCACGGUUUGAAUGACAAAAAAAAUGAAAAUCUGAUCAAGAUGGCAAGGAAGCAAUCGCAAUACACGUUCGUUGUUAGCGCUCUUGCCAGGUUGUGUUUUUUUUUUUUGUCUUUGUUUUUUUUUAACAACAAAGUGCCUCAAUGUCAAAGCAAAAAUGUUCAGGUCAAACAAAUGUGAGCGGUUCAAAAACAAAAAACCAAAAACAUUUUAUUCUUGCUGUAAGAAUAUUAUCAUGUGACUCUUCUGGUGGAUUUAUUUCUGCCAAGUGGCCUCUGCUCACGCCGACCAUUUUGGCAGAACUGACACAGGAGCAUUUUGUCAUCCGGGAGCAUUCACGUGGUCGCUUGUUUGUUUGUUUGUUUGUUUGUUUUUUUCCCCCAGCAGAUGUUUUUCCUCUUAGGAGGUUCAUUUCGUCCGUGUGGUUUGUAAUACUGAUGAGAUUUUUUUUUGUUUUGUUUGCGUGUGUGUGUGUGCGCAUCUGUUUGCGGCCCUGGCACUUGCCCUUCUGACUGACACGGCCUUUGUCACGCGGGGGGGAAUUGACUGUGGAAAAUGACGACUCCUCCGCUGCGUACCGUUCCAACCCUGGCCCGUGAUCCACCAACGGAGCACCUGUCAUCCCAGCAUCCUUUGCGUGUCCAAUAUGGAAGAACUGGAGGUGGAGGUUCGCGGCUCCAACGGGGCUUUUUACAAGGGCUUAGUCAGAGACAUCCACAAUGAUUCUCUCACUAUUGCCUUUGAGAACAAUUGGCAACCAGAACGCCAGGUGCCCUUCAGCGAUGUCCGGAUGCCACCCCCUGCUGACGCCAAGAAGGAGAUUCGAGAGGGUGAGGAAGUGGAGAUCCUUUCCAGGGCCAAUGAUGUGGAACCUUGUGGUUGGUGGCUGGCUAAAGUCUGCAUGACGAAAGGCGAUUUCUUUGUCAUCGAGUAUGCGGCCUGUGAUGCCGUCUACAACGAGAUUGUGACAUUUGAGCGCUUGCGCCCGGUCAACACCAACAAGGCAAUCACCAGUAAUUACUUUCACAAGUGCACGAUCGCUGUCCCGCAAGAUCUGCAAGAAGCGUGUCAAACCGAGAAUGCGCAUAAAGACUUUAAGAAAGCUGUGGAAGCCUGUCAAGUCUCCUACUGUGCCGAGACCAGCCAGUUGGUCAUUGUGUCCACCAACGAGUCCACGGUGAAGCGUGUGUCUUUGCUGAGUGACAUGCACCUCCGCAGCCUCCGAACCAAGCUGAUGCUCAUGUCCCGCAACCAGGAAGCUACAAAACACCUCGAGAACUCCCGGCACCUGGUGUCAUCCUUCCAGGAAGAGUUCACGGUGAGGCCUGAUUUGAUGGGGCUGGCCAUCGGCAGUCACGGCAGUAACAUUCAGCAAGCGCGAAAAGUUCCAGGGGUCACCGCCAUCGAUUUGGACGAGGAGACCGGUACCUUCAGAAUUUAUGGAGAGACGGCAGAAGCAGUGAAAAAGGCAAGGAACUACCUCGAGUACUAA